This is a messenger RNA of Scatophagus argus, 1539 nucleotides long. Its product is annotated as extracellular calcium-sensing receptor-like. The transcript is spliced from 10 exons. Gene Ontology annotation, molecular function: G protein-coupled receptor activity. The coding region runs from base 1 to 1539 and encodes 512 amino acids. Gene Ontology annotation, biological process: G protein-coupled receptor signaling pathway. The record is from RefSeq and is a predicted model, not a curated record. NCBI's taxonomy places the organism in Eukaryota, Metazoa, Chordata, Actinopteri, Scatophagidae. Gene Ontology annotation, cellular component: membrane.
AUGGUGUUUGCGGUGGAGGAAAUCAAUCGUAACAGCACCCUGCUACCAGGAGUGAAGCUGGGCUACCGUAUACUUGAUUCUUGUGGCCGAUACCCCUGGGCUCUGCAAGCUGCACUGUCGCUGAUCAGCUACUUGGCCAGCUGCCCCUGUCUGAGUGACAGGACAAAGUUCCCCAACUUCUUCAGAACAAUUCCCAGUGAUAUUUACCAGGCUCGGGCCAUGGCACGACUGGCUAUACGGUUCAGCUGGACCUGGACAGGAGCAGUGAUAGUAUUUCGGGAAGAGAUUAAGGAGAAAGGUGUUUGUCUGGAAUUCAUAGAGACUGUCCACAGAGAAACUAUUGACAGUGAUGCCAGACCCCACGCCCUUCACAGCCUUCUCUCCUGCCCUGAUGGAGACAGGCCUCCUGGAAACAACAGCUUCACUUGUUCCUCUCCCAAACACAUCAGACCCAAAGAUCUGUUGCAGCACUUGAGCAAAGUGAACGUCACCACACCACAAGGGGAAACGUUUCAUUUCCAAGGAGCUGAUAUUCCAGCAAAGUAUGACCUGGUGAACUGGCAGAAGAAGACUGAUGGGUCACUUAAACUUGUUUUGAUUGGUCAUGUGGACGGGUUUGACCUCCACCUCAAUGAGUCGGCUAUUGAGUGGAGCACAGGAACCAAUCAGGUGCCUGUUUCAGUGUGCAGUGAGAGCUGUCCUCCUGGUACUCGAAAGGCCAGCAGGAAAGGAGAACCUCUCUGCUGCUUUGACUGUAUCCCAUGUGCUGAAGGGGAGAUUAGUAAUAAAACUGGUUCUCUUCACUGUGAGCGUUGUCCCCCUGAGUUCUGGUCCAAUGCUGAACAAACUGCCUGUGUCCCUCGUCAGCUGGAUUUCCUUUCUUUUAAUGAAACUUUGGGCAUCACUCUGACUACAGCAGCUGUGUCUGGUGCUGCUGUGACAACAGCUGUGUUUGUGGUCUUUCUUUACUAUCGUCAGACACCUAUGGUCAUCAUCUGUGCCACAUGGUUGUCCCUCAGUCCUCCGGUGCCUCAACGUGAUCUGUGUUUCCAAGGGUCAAAGGUCACCCUGGAGUGUGCCAUGGCCUCUGUGGUGGGCUUCUCUCUGGUUCUGGGCUACAUUGGCCUGCUGGCCUGCACCUGCCUCCUCUUGGCCUUUCCUGCUCGAAAACUCCCAGACAACUUCAACGAGGCCAAACUGAUCACCUUCAGCAUGUUGAUAUUCUGUGCUGUCUGGGUGGCCUUUGUUCCUGCUUACGGUUGCAGGGGGGCUGGAGCUCGGGGAAGGUCCCUCUCAUCCCCAGCAGAACUGCGCUCCAGCGCACAAAGCAAGAUCCGCAAAGACAUGGCCUCAACCCCAUUGAACAGUCCUGGGACAAACUGGAAUGGAGACUGCAAAGGAGGCUCUGGGAUGGGCAGUGGGUUCUCCACAGUGCUGAGGAGAAGGACCUUCAUGAUGUUGGGCAGUGAAGUUUGGGUGCUAGGCAGAGGUGAGGCUAUAGAGCUGGGCAGCCAUGAAUCUGGAGAGCUGGGCAGCUGA